Molecule: messenger RNA, 957 nt
Organism: Knipowitschia caucasica
Lineage: Eukaryota; Metazoa; Chordata; Actinopteri; Gobiiformes; Gobiidae
Source: the annotation of a GenBank genome assembly
AUGGAGCCUCAGAGGAAGCGCCUGAAGACCUCGGACCUGGACCUGGACUCGUGGGAUCCUGUGGCUGUCCUGUCGGACCAGCUGUGUACUGACGUGGAGCUGGUCCAGGCCUUGGCGGCGCCGGUCCUGGACCAUCGGCAGACGUCCAGAGCGGUGCAGGAGCUGAGGCAGAUGCACCCGCUCAGAGGCCUGGCUCACCUGAAGAGAGUGCGACGGACCGGAGCGGGCUCGGCCCACGCUCUGGAGGUUCUGGUGCGACCGCUCCACGAACCCUCUGACUACGACUAUUCUCGUCUGGGACUCGGCGAUCUCUUCGUGGUCACGGUCCCCAGCACGGCGCCGCUCACUCGGCCUCAGUUCGACACGGCGAGCGCUCACUGGCCCACGUCUUUCCACGAGGACAAGAUGGCGUCCGCCGCGCUGAGAGGCGAGCUGUUCCCCGCGGGGCAGAAGGAGAAAAUGCACAGAUACAUGUCGCUCGCCGUUGAGGCGGCGAAAGACGGGCAGAAGCUGGGACUGGACGCCAUCGGAGCCGUCAUGGUGGACCCAGACUCGGAGCAAGUCAUCGCCACGGCUCACGACUGCCGCAGGAAGCACCCUCUUCAUCACGCCGCCAUGGUCUGCAUCGACCUGGUGGCCAAGAGUCAAGGCGGCGGUCGCUAUGGUUACGAGGAGUUCUCAGGGUGUGGCUUCUCGGCCUCUCAUUGGUCGGCAGUGCAGCCGUACCUUUGUACCGGGUACGACCUGUACGUGACCAGAGAGCCCUGUGUGCUCUGCGCCAUGGCGCUGCUCCACUCCAGGGUACGCAGGGUCUUCUACGGCACGGCGGCGGCAGACGGCGCCCUGGGAAGCACGUUUAAACUCCACGCCCAGAGAGACUUGAAUCACAGGUUUGAGGUUUUUAAAGAUGUCUGUGUCGGACUGUGCCGAGAGCUGGACCAGAGCAGGUCCCUGUGA